AUGAAAAGGCUUCUAUGGUAUUUACAUUUUUUUAGCACCAUUAAGGUUCUAGCAUUUUCUUACUCUCGGCUUCCUUUUACUGAUUCACCUCCUUCUAUAAGACAGUAUGCAUGCGCCGAUUAUUAUACCAAAGAAAACUCCCUAAUAAUUUUUGGAGGAAACCAAGGAAGUGACAUUAACUUCAAUGACGUUUGAGAAUUUAACCUGACUGCAAAUUUGUGAAAUUCUUUAACUCCAAUUUCCACUACCUAUCCAAGUAUUUUCUAAAUAGAUCCUAGAAUGUUCCACGGCUGCUGGAUUGAUGAUGACAAUUCAAUGCUUUAUAUUUUUGGUGGACGAUCAAAUAGUGGCCCUUUAAAUGAUCUUUGGCGUUAUGAUUUGGUAAAUUUGCAGUGAAAGCAAAUAGACCAAAAAGGUGAUAUCCCAAGCGCAAGAUCUGCAUUUGCAUGAACUAAAUAUAAAGACUCAGAUGGAAAUUUGAAGCUUGUUUCAUUUGCAGGUUUUUUAAAAGACGAGUACACUAAUGAGCUCUACAUGUAAAUUUUACAUAGAUAUGAUGUCCCAUCAUCUACAUGAACUAAAAAGCCAGCAGGAACUCAACUCCCCCCAGUAAGUUAUAUAAGUCAUUAG
This is a messenger RNA of Blepharisma stoltei, 630 nucleotides long. Lineage: Eukaryota; Ciliophora; Heterotrichea; Heterotrichida; Blepharismidae. The record is from the annotation of a GenBank genome assembly.